AUGACAAAUCGCCCCAGUUACGCUCAACUAGAAGGUCUAGUUGAGUUUCUAGAGCAAAACCCAGGCAUCGCUAAAGGUUUACUCCGGACUACUCAGGCGAAACUGGAGACCAAAAGAAAAUGGGCAACAUUGGCGACCUCUUUGAAUUCUCUUGGAGGCGCUAAUAAAGAUGGUCAAGGCUGGGCUAAGUAUUGGGCUGAGAAAAAAUGUGCAUUAAAGAAACAGUGUGCACAACUGUCAUCUUCAAUGAGGCUCACUGGUGGUGGAACAGCAUCCAAUUUGCCCACAUUGUCUGCCUUGGACCAAAGAUUGGUGGCGGUGAUGGGUGGGCAUGAAUUUGGGAACCGUGAUUCACGGUUAGCAGUUGAUCCAUUCCCUGAAUUGACAAUACCCACAUCCCCAAUCAUUGAAAUGCCAGUGAUUGAAACGCCAGUGACAGAAGAUACAUCUCCUGUCCCUGGCACCUCACAUAAUGACACACCACAACCGAUAUGCUUAAUUCCACCAGCAACACCGACACCCACUCCAGUUCACAGCCACCAUACCACCACAGUUACCAUACCACAACCCCGCCGGCGUCGCUCUUUAAUUCCAAGGGCUCAAAAUGCAGACAUGGAGCAGUUUGCAAGAAUUGAAGAGCGACGAGUUGAAGCUGAAAUUAAAACAGCAGAAGCACUGGCUAAAAUAGCCGAACACAUGGGCACUAUAGGUUGUGCAUUAUUAGAAAUGAGUAGAAAGAUGCCAGAGCCAUAG
Molecule: messenger RNA, 753 nt
Organism: Spodoptera exigua (beet armyworm)
Lineage: Eukaryota; Metazoa; Arthropoda; Insecta; Lepidoptera; Noctuidae
Source: the annotation of a GenBank genome assembly